AUGAGAAAGAAGGUGGACGAUCGUAUCCGAACUCUGAUUGAAAAUGGGGUCAAAUUGAAGCACCGGUCCAUGUUCGUCAUCGUCGGUGACAAGUCUCGCGACCAGGUUCGUCCCAUUCUGUCCUCUGAACGGCAACUAGCCCUUUCCAAAUUCUGUCAAAUCACUAGUCCCUUGUCGUCCUGUGCUAAAUGUCUGGUGGUGGUACUUCUUGCAGAUUGUGAAUCUCCACUAUAUGCUGGGCAAGGCGACUGUGAAAUCACGCCCGUCCGUUUUAUGGUGCUACAGGGACAAAUUGGAGCUAAGCAGGUCCUCCUUCCUUCUUUCUACUCAGCGCACUGAUUCUGUUAUAAAAAGAGGCUGUAUUUUUGGUCAGUUAUUUUCUAGUGCACUUGUAAACUUGGCAUGUAUGCUCUCCACCCUUGUCAGAUGAUCUUUUGAAAUGCCAAGUUCCCACUCGUGCCUCCUAAAGAUGCUUUUGAUGGCUGCGGCAUCUUGUAUGUAUUUACACUUCUGACAUUAUUCGACUGAAAUUUUCAGGCAUCGAAGUUUUGCCAGGAAGAGUCGAUGUAAUGGCAAUGGUUGAUGAAUAGAUGGUUUUUCAAUGAAUCCCGUUUAUCUUUACUUGAAAUUUUCAAAUAGAAAAUAAAAAAGAGAAAUAAUGACUAGAGGCAUAGUGGUUUGAGGUCGUCCUUCUUGGAAGUAGACUGCAUAUUUUUGAGAAAUUAUGGCUGUGUACUAGCUUCCAUAUUGUAAAAUUUUUAAUCUACAAUACAAAAUUUUAUGGAUACUGGACCAAAAUACCUGUUGACUUCUAUGAACAAGAAACGACAGACACCCUGCUCCAUGAAGCACCAGAAAAACAUCUUUACUCUCAUUAGUAUAUAAGCUCAUUGAAAAUUUUAUCUCAUCGUUGUAGUAGACAAAGGCUUCACGUAAAGAGAAGCGUCGUUAUGUGUAUAAGAUGGAUGGUGUUUUGGCCUGUGGUUUGCAUACUCUGCCUUACUGCUUGGCCAAAGGAACAUUUUCACUCUUUUAUUUUUGAGUUGAUGUCUCCCUCUCCAAAGCAUUCUCAUCCAAGUCUCCGCAGCCCAUUCGUUUACUAAACGUACCCCGUGGUUUCUUGGUCUCUGUAAGCUCUCAAAAGAGAUAACAGUUAGUUUGUGCGACCUGCGUUUUCCCCAUAUAAUGUUUCAAGUCAAAUCCAACGCAGAGAACAAGCCUUUGAUCAAUAAAAUUGGUUAUACAACCACUGGUUUGGGAAAAAUUCUCCUGGUGUUGGGUAUGUGGUCCUUACCCAGAUCAUUUUACAAAAUAGGUUACGGUCUGAUUUGCUUAGUACAAAUUACUUAAUGGUAUCCACCCUUAUCUAUCUACCUGGUGGCAAAGAUGGAGUGAGAUGGAAUCAUUCCAUCUUCGUUGGAAUCUUUUUGUUGCCCAAAGAAUUUGAAUUUGUUGUAGAAACUUGGGGUGGUUUUGGAUCUUCUCUGUUGCUGGGAUUUCUAAUUCAUCUUUUUAUAACUUUUGAUGUAUCCUUGCGUCAACUGUCUCCAUUCCACGCUCCCUCUCUGCUUCCUGCCAUCCUAGCUGAACCUUACGUUUCCCUCUCAAUUCCUGUUCCAUUGCUUUUCAUUACUCCUUUAUUUUUGGCUAUUUUCUCAUCGUAUGCUAAUUCAGUUACUUUUGGGAAACUGAAAUUUAUUGCUGUAAAAAGUUUCCAGGCUUCCUGGAAGGUUCUUGUGGAAAGUCAUCAAUGGCAAUUUAAAGUUCCCAUUCUUCUGUGAUGUUAUUUCUGUUUGUGGAUUCAGCAGAGUCAGUUCACAUUGACUAUGCUUUAUCUUUUUCUUAUUUUUAUCAAUCAUAUGCUCUACAUAUUAUCUACUCUUUGUUUGAAUGUCCGCCUUCGCGUCAACCUUUGUGGAGAAAUGCAGAAUGUGCAUCGUUUCUGAGAUUGCCCAAACCAUUGCUGAUUAUUAUUUCUCUAAAUUAUAUUGGCUGUUGAACUUGUCUCAUUCUAGGAUCUUUGCUUGCUUUGCAUUGCUAACUUAAUCUAUAUUUCAGUCACAAGAAGAAACGUGCGAAGCAGAUAAAAAAAUUGAUGCAAAGGGGUUUGUUGGAUCCUGAGAAGGUGGAUCCAUUUUCUCUUUUUCUUGAAAGUGGUGGCGUCAAUUUUUGCUUGUACAGGGAUUCAGAAAGAAUCCUUGGGAAUACUUUCGGCAUGUGCAUUUUACAGGUUGAGUUUUAAUCUACUGUAUUCUUUAUGAUAAUUUUCUUAUGCUUUCGGGAAUAUUUAUGUUAGUUUCUCAUGCUUUUUUAAUUUGCAGGAUUUUGAGGCUUUAACUCCUAACAUUCUUGCAAGGACUAUUGAGACAGUAGAGGGCGGUGGGUUGGUGGUCUUGUUGCUUCGUUCCCUUCCCUCAUUGACAAGCCUCUUUACUAUGGUCAUGGUGAGCAACUUUAUGUAAUUUUCUGCUUCAUUACUUGACAAUUUAUCUUGUAUUUUGAGUUUAAUUUCUCGAAUUUUUUUAGAUGUAGAUAGAAUUGAAGUGUCUUGCGUACAUUAGGUCAGGAUCUAGCCUAUCUUACUUAGAAAACUAAAAUGUUUUUGAUUUUUUAUGUCCAUGCCAAUGAAACUAAUCUUACUGUGAGUUUAGUUUGGGAAUGGUAAUACGCAUGCAUGGGAUGUCUGUGGGUCCUGACUCAAUCUUCACUUUGUAGUUUAAUUUGGACUGAAACUAUUUUUCUUCUCGUCCAGGAUGUGUCCCGUAACUCCACUAUGUACUGCACCUAAUACUAUCUCCUUUGCUACGUGGAUUCAGGCUUUUAAACCGUUUCAGAGCUACCUUUUUAGGUCAUUACAAGGAAUAAUCUAUUGACAAAACAAGCAUGUUAAACUGUUAUGAAUGGAUGGUGAAGUCUUGGUAUUACCAUCUCCUGGUGGCCGUCUGGUUACUAAGUCCAGGCUGUUUUAUAACUGGGCUAUCAUCUGUAGGAAGUAGCCGCAACUGACAGUAGAAGGCAUAUUUUGUUUUCUUAACUACAAGCAAGCAUCUAAAGUUGCUUGCUCCUAACGAUAACAGCAUCCCAUGGAGAAAUGCGCAAUAAAUAGAACUGUCACCCGAAAUGUUUGUCCUUCCCAUUACACUAAAAUGGGUGAUGGGGAAGGUCAAUUGUUUCCAAACUGGUGACAGUGGAAACAUUCGACAUAGGAGAGUUGGUGCUUCCAACACGAAAUCAACUUUUCUGACUCCAUCCUGUGGUGAAGACAUGUGAGCAUUUUUCCAAUGGAGGCAGCAGCCGGAGGGAUUCCAUCUUGCAAUGUGCUCUGAGACUCUGCUCAGUUUUUGUGAUAACCAUUUUGCUGCCUUCUAUUUGUGAUGAGGAUUUUAUUUUCAUUCAAAUUUAACUUAAUAUGUUUCUGUUUUCUCACCUCAUCUAUCCCAAAUCCGGAAUACAAUGUGGGCAUUACUUGCAAAAGUUUGACAGGAUAAUUAGUUACCUUGUUCAAAGCAUCUUUGUGGUAGCUUGUAAUAUUCUGAUGUCUUGUUGUUUACCUCAUUGAUGUUCGUUUUUGACCAAAGAAGAAAGUCUACAUGAGAGACAUAUGUCCGCCAUUUAUGUUUCAGAAGUGCACCUUUUUUUUUUACUGUUAUGCAUCCAUUCAAUCAUGUUGAGAUCUGCAUUCGUCCAUAUGCUUCUGGAUUUGUCACUUUUCCUGUUACAAGUGUCUAAAGAAUCUUAUACCUUGGCCUAAAUGCAAUAUUGAAAGAAUAUCUUAUAACCGUUUGUUUCCUUUUGUCUUGAAAGAAAGGUAUGUCUAAAUCAUGUAUAUCAUAAAAGUAUCCUUAUUUUCUAGAUUUUUCUCUCUUCACAAAAAAUGUUCAUUAGAGGCAUAUUGUGUGUCCUUCAAUCUCAUAUAUUUAAUCCUUCGACUUGAAGAUAUUUUUGGAAUUUACCUUGUUCGAUUAUUUUAACCUCAGGACGUUCAUGAGAGGUUUCGAACAGAAUCACAUACUCAGGCAACGGCAAGAUUCAACGAACGGUUUUUGCUAUCUCUUGCCACAUGCAAGGCAUGUGUAGUUAUGGAUGAUGAGCUCAAUAUCUUACCUAUAUCAUCGCACAUGAGGUCAAUUAAACCCAUCACAAUUACAGAGGCAAGUUUUGUUUCCUCUAAUUUUCAUUUUAUAAACUCUAUGUUGAAUCCUGCCAGCAUUGAAUUUUUCUUUGUAAAAUUGAGAUAAAAAUGUGAAGCAUAUGAAAGUUGUGAAAUAUUGAGGAUAUCCCGCAUUCAAAGUUGAUUUGUUUAGAGGAGACACCCUCCUUAAGCUCCAUUGUAAACGUCAACGAUGCAAUGGAAUCCUGCGAGUUGGUAAGACCUGCGACUCAAUCCAAAACUCACGUCAUAGACAGAAGAAAAAAUGUAUUUAGCAGUUAAUGGUCACCAGAAACAUGUCUAGUGUUAUCUUCAUUAUACACAAGUUGAUCCUGUGGAAUAUAGAUUAGUUAAACUGCUAGGUUUUGAAUUUUGUCAUCUGACUCCGGAAAGGGCACUCUAAUAUAUCCCUGAACAUUUAAAAUAUCCUCAGUUUGGAUUAAGUCAGUAUAUUUAUGAAGUCACUGGUUCCUGGCUGGGCUGCUAUUAGAACUGCCUCUUACCGGCAGAUGGUAAAUGAAGAAGAAAAAGAGGAAAGGAAAGGGCAGAGGAAAAAAACUCACCUGUAGCUGCUGCCAGGCUCUGUCAGUCACUGCUGGCUGCAAUUGCUGCCAGUGGCCAUUGGGUGCAGCAGCUGCAGGCUGGCUAACUGCCCUGCUAGUGGCUCCCACAUGUUCCUCAUGUAACUACGAUAUUUGUACAUUGAUGAAGAACUUUUGCAUCCUUUUAGUAAAUAUUACUAUAUAUAGACUUAAACAUCCGAUCAGGCCUCCACACUCGCUCAUAUGUUUUGAUCACCAUUUAUUAAAAAAAAAUCUUGCGCCUCCCUCUGUUGACGUAAGAUUGACUGGAAGUGUUAUGCAUCCUGACGAUUUUUUCUUAUUUACUCUUUGUUAAUUUUUUCCUCAAAUGAGACACCAACUAUUACCAUUUACUGAGCUUUGUGCGGAACAAUUAGGUUAAUGUGUAGUCAAAUUUAAAUGAGCACUUCAGUCUCAUGAGUGUGCACCAAGAGCCUUACCUAAGGUUGGUAACAGUUGCUAUUGCCCCACAUUAAAUAAAUGGAAUCAGUCCAAGUAUAUAUAUGAUCCUUCAAGUCUCUCAUGGUCUCCUGUAUAGUUCAACAUUCCAUUUCUUGAAUUGUCAAAAAUAUUUGGCUCCAUAUGUGUGUCAGAUAUUUUUGGGUAAGCAAUAGUGAAAUAAAAUUGGCAAAAUCUAAUCGUUUUGAGGAUACAGUUAUGCUUAAUACACUAUUCGUUACAAUUAUGUUUAACUUUACAGCCAUUCAUUUAUUUAUUUCUCUUUUUUUUCCCCCUUUUAUUUUUGUCUUGCGCAGGAUUCAGAGGGGUUAUCUGAAGCAGAACGCGAUCUAAAGAACUUAAAAGAGCAACUUCAUGAUGAUUUCCCUGUUGGCCCAUUGGUUGAGAAAUGCUGUACUAUGGAUCAGGUAACCCCGAUAACGAGGUCUAAAUAUCAUAUUUUACUGGUUUUACUGAGGUUGAUUGAAUCAGAAACGAGGAAUUGAGUACAAUUGAUGAUAAAUUGUCCAUUGAAUAGGGAAAGGCUGUGAUAACGUUCCUUGAUGCUGUUCUUGACAAGACACUUCGUAGCACAGUGGCAUUGAUUGCUUCUCGUGGACGUGGGAAAUCAGCUGCUCUUGGUCUUGCGAUUGCAGGGGCCAUUGCCACAGGGUUGUCUAUGCCACCAGUCUGGCAAUAAGCUUUUUCUCUUCUUUAUGUGUUCGUAAACUUAACAACCAUAACUUUUUUAUAGGUAUUCCAAUAUAUUUGUGACGGCCCCUAGUCCAGAGAAUUUGAAAACAUUGUUUGAUUUUGUCUGCAAGGGUCUCAAUUCUCUGCAGUAUAAGGUUCGUGGUUAAAAUAAAGAUUGUACUCUUUCUAGUAUUUUCCUUUCGUUACACGAAUAUUCCUUAUAAAAGGUGUGUGUAACAAAGGAAAACAAACUCGCAGAGUGAUAUUAGUACUAUCGCUAAUGUGCCCAGCCUUAAUCUAAGCAAUACUACUGUUCUACUCGUCCAGAGCAACACUACCUAUAAUGGUCUCAACUUUGGAAUGGAGAGCGUCUAUAUCCACAGCAUUACCCUUCCAUAUCGUUAUGGCCCAUGAAGACAAAGGCAGAUUGUGUUUUUCCUUAUUUCUUGAACUGAUAGCUUAGGAACCUUCGUGUCCAUUGUCCAUGGACACAACUUCUGACCUUAUGUCUUUUUCUUUUAUCUCUCCUCUCUCCCCUGUCUUCAACGUGCCGCGUCAUUUUUACAGUUAACUCUUAUGGAGGUCAAUAUUUCACGAGGCCAAGUUGUAAUCCAUUAAAAGCGAAGCUUUUACCAUUUCAUGCUUUUCUGAUUAUCACUUUUUGGCUGUCGCAUCUAUCUUCAAUGUGUUACAUCACCCUUACGAUCUACUGAAUAGAGACUUUUUUCAGGAGCACUUACAUUAUGACGUUGUGAAAAGUUCUGAUCCUGAACUAAAGAAAGCAACAAUUCGGAUAAACAUCUACAAGCAGCACAGGCAAACAAUCCAAGUAAGUAGCAUCUUUCACACUGCAUCCAAGUAAUGAUUACUGAUGCAUAUUGUUUUAUAUGUUUGGUUAUUUUUUGUUGAAAUCUAAGUUAUAGCAGGGUACUCUCCAAAAAAUGUUGCAUCGUGAAGGUGGAAUUGGACCUUCAUAUAAACCUUUUGCGUUCUGGUUUCUGAUUUUCUUCAACAUAUAGUGUAGGGUUCUAUAAUGUCUUACGUUCAGUUUUGUGACUACAAGACUGACGAAUCAUUUUGUGUUACCAUUCACAGUAUAUACAACCACGUGACCAUGGGAAGCUUUCUCAAGUUGAACUUCUUGUCAUUGAUGAAGCAGCGGCCAUUCCAUUACCAAUUGUAAAGUCCAUGCUUGGGCCAUAUCUUGUGUUUCUCUCAUCUACUGUCAAUGGGUAUGAUAUCUUUUUUUUUGGCCUACCUUUAAUUUAUUGAAUAUUGCUUUAGGGAAAGAAGACCAUUUCCUCUUUGGAAUCUCCACACUGCUUUUGUCCCAUUCAUCUUCAGACUACCCGUCAAUAUAUUUGAAAUCUGUCACCAUGUCAUAAACAUUAGAAUACAGACGACAUAUGGUCCCACAUCCUCAGGAUGCUUCAUUCAUCAGGAAGCAGCAUCCUUUUUUCAUGGCUGUUAACUUAGAUAUGUCAGUUUCCUAAGUGUCGUGUAUUAUAUAUUCAUUUUUUUAACUCUUGUAAUUUUAUCUAUGAUAGUGCUGGGUUUGCAUCUUAACAUCAUUUUAAUAUUCUUGUCAAAAGAUAUGAGGGGACAGGCCGCUCUUUAUCAUUGAAGCUUCUCACUCAAUUGGAGGAGCAAAGUGUGACUGUGGUGAAGAGCAUUGACAGUGCUCAUUCUGGUAAGCAAAAAUUAUCAAUGGCAUAGUAUUUUUUACCAAUCUAAAGCUUAUUAGCAUCAAUCAAAAUAGUUUGAGCACUUAGUUAUCAGUCAGAAUAGAACUUUAGGUAAUUUAUCAACAAAGUACUUGUAUAUCAGUAAAGUCACCCGUUUCCAAUGUAGCCUUUUGUUGACUUUGAGUUGCAGGAGUCUUAUCUUUGCUUCUGCGAUGCUAAAACAAUGGGCAAGAGUGUGUUCUAAUGAAGAAGGAAUUGAUUCUUCUAUUUUGAGAACCUUGGUUCGUAGUAUAGCCUUCAUCUAUCAGAUUUUCCCUGCUUUUAUGGAGGAAGUCGUUUAUGGCUUCUGACUAUGCAUGCAGUUGAUAUAUCUGCAUGUGUUUUGCACAUUUAAUGGAUUUGUACUAUCCAUUUUAAAUAAAAGUGAAUGAGCAUUACAACUCUGAGUUAGUCUUCAUUUUGCUGAUAAAAUUACUUGAAUAUUUACCUCGUGGUCUGCUUUGUCAUUGAGUCAUCCUGGUUGUCUCGAUGUUAUAUGUGUCCUACCAGGUGAAGUAUGGAAUUUAGUUGUCUUUUUAUUUUUUAUAUUUUUUGGGACAUAUCACGGGGAAUUUUGCCUGAAUUUGCCUGGAAACUUAUUACCAGCGGCAAAUUUCCUGCCCAUCACUCCGUGAACAAUCAGGACAACUCAAAGUUAGCAUUGUUCCCAGUUGUUGGUUUGUGCAAAUCUCGAGGUAUAAGAAAAUUAAGAAUUAUCUCUGGACAAAGUGUCUCCCUAAAGCUAGUCUGGCCAAAUAAGCGGCCUCAUCAUUUUUUAAUGCAAAGUGCAUUGUCUUGGUAGACAAUAUUUGAUUAUCACUCUAUUUUGAAAUUCAAGUCAAUCUCAUGAAAUAAGCAAUGCAUACAUCGUUCGUAGGACUAAAUUUUUGUAUUUACUUUAUGAAUCUUGACAACAAGGAAUUUGAUGACUUGAAUUUUUCAUUUACUUUCUCACAUUGUAUCAGGCAGGCUUUUCAAGAAGGUCGAAUUAAAUGAGUCAAUCAGGUAUGCCUCUGGCGAUCCAAUUGAGUCUUGGCUUAAUGAUCUCCUCUGCUUGGAUGUUACGAAAUGCGUUCCAGCUAUAACCAGGUCAGUGUGAUACUAUGGGAAUUUUGCUUUAUACAAUAAUUAUUGGCAUUAUUCUUAAGGUUUUUCCAUCUUCGUAGACUUCCUCAUCCAAGCGAAUGUGAUCUCUACUAUGUUAAUCGAGACACACUGUUUUCGCAUCACAGAGACAGUGAAGUAUUUCUGCAGGUAAAGUGAUCUCAAAACACACUUCUCAUUUUGCACCACUAUUAUCGUUUUGAACACUUUCCUUUUUUGUGAUUGUUACAGCGAAUGAUGGCCCUUUAUGUUGCUUCUCACUACAAAAAUUCACCAAAUGACUUACAAUUAAUGUCUGAUGCUCCCGCUCAUCACCUAUUUGUGUUGCUCGGUAUGACUUACAAUUAAUUUGUUAUAUUCUCUUAUGAUCUGGUAGAUAUUUAUUUUUUUCUGAUUAUGCAGAAACUCGAUUGGAUUUCAUGAGACAUUUUAUAUUAUUAUUUGACUAACGGUCUGGUUUCAUAUUAUUCCCUUGACGUGAGCUAUGGUUUAUCUUCAGGUCCCGUUGAUGAAUCAGUAAAUCUGCUUCCCGAUAUUCUUUGUGUCAUUCAGGUCUUAACUAUCUCUAUUUUUAUACUUUAGGAAUGCCUUUGUGCUUCGACCACCUUGGAUUUUCUCUAAACUCACUCUUUUCCAGCACCAAAACAUUUCUGAUUUCAUGUUCUUCACAGGUCUGCCUUGAAGGUCAAAUUUCAAGGAAUUCUGUCUACAAAAGUAGAAGUGAUAAUAUGUAUCCUUCUGGGGAUCAACUAGUUUGGACAUUUGAGAAACAAUUCCAAAACGAUGAUUUUCCAACCCUAUCAGGGGCCCGAAUUGUACGCAUUGCAGUCCAUCCAAGUGCCAUGAAGGUAGUAAACUGAUAAAAUUGUGAGAAAUCUUAGUGAAUACAUUUCUUCUGAUAUUUUUUGCAUUCUUUCGUGAUGCCAGCUCGGUUAUGGCACAACUGCAGUAGAGCUCCUUACGAGGUUUGUCCAUCUGAUAUUAUGUUGUAUGACAGAAAGCCCAUAUACUUCUUCAUUAUUUAUAAGUUUUCGUAUCUGAAAUUGAUUUGGUGUGGGAAAUUAGAGUUGUCAACUUUUGAUUUCUCUGUGUUUGCUGGUUAAUCUGGGAAGAAGUACUGUGGUUCCUCAGCCAUAGAUUAGCAAUUAAGUAGCCUUUUAAGAAAAUAAGGAUAACAAAAGCAACAAAGCAAAGUAAAAUAAAUGAAACAAACAAGAAGUUAUUAAGUAACUAAAUGGUCCUAGUGCUCAAAAUAUGAUCUAAAGGUGGUCAGAAGGAGGAUCAUGAAGGUCUUCUAAAGUGAAUAAAUUUUAAUUAGCUUUUGAGGCAACAUUUGCCAAUAGCACCAUAGUUCCAGAGGGCUUUAACCCUCACUAGGUAUGAGGAUCCUGAUAUUUUUAAAAGAGGAUAGUGUAUUUGCUGUGAAGUUUUCCCUAUUUUAUUUUUUCUAUUUUUGGCAAUUUUUUUACUUUUCUAAUUGUGUAGUUAUGCAUAGCAACAGUAGAGAAGCAGAGCUUCAGUUCUCCCGAUUCUCUCUGUUCUUGAUAUAGUAUUAGAGAUUUUCUAUCCCUAAUAUUGUAUCAACAGUAUUAGAGAUAGAAAAACAUUUAAACGAUUGUGCUCUCAUCAGUCAACGAUUGUGCCCGCCAUCACCUACCUCGAAAAACAUUUUCUAUCUACAGUAUCCACCUUUGUGCUCUCAUCAGUCAACGAUUGUACAGUUGCACUUCCAGGGUUCCCAGAUCUCACUACUCUAAGUGGCAAUAUGGCAUUUAAACGGGUAUUCUGGAGAUCAAUCAACUUCACUCUUGUUGAUGUCAGCAUUUUCGCAGCUGAUGAUAUUAUCCAUACAGAUCAACAUUGACAAAUAAUAUGUAUCCGAUGGCCUUUCACCAAUCCGAUCACAACCUUGUCAUCAAUUUUUUAUAUGAUAUUGUUCUGCACUCCUGCCGCAGUCCCAUUUUCCAACCCUUAUCCUUUCUUUGGUAUUUGUGUGUCACCCUUUCUUGCCCAUUAUGUAUGUCAUCUACUGCGUGUUACUAUCUUCAUGCCUACGCCAACGUUGACGAGACUAGUGAUUCUAUUGGUUCUCGUUCAUUGCGGCAUUCUACCUCAUUCUAGGUCCAGCUUAUCUCUUGGAAGAGCAAGAAGCAUGCUAUUGUCUCUCAUUCAAUCAUUGAGGCUUAAUAUCAUGCUGUGGCUCAUGCCUUUGUCGAGGCAGUCUAGCUCUGUCGUCUUCCUCAACACCUAGGUGUAGUUUGUUCAGCUCCCACUUUGACUUGUUGUGACAAUAGGAGUGCCCUUCAAAUCUCUAGCAGUAUUCUCUCCCAUGAGUGGAUCAGGCAUAUAGAUAUUGAGUAUUAUUUUUUCUAUCAACAACAUUCCCUCUGUUACAUCAUCUCUUCCCCAUAAUGUUUUUCCUCUGUAGCUUUCAGGCAUGCGUAAUGAGUUUCAGACAACUUCACACUUCAGAGUUUGAGUGGGUGCCUCAAGAGAGGAUAUUCUUACAUCAUUUUUAUAGUCUUUUACAUUGUAGUCCAAUAAGAUAGCGGAGUAUUUUAUCAUCCUCUAGAACUUAGUAUGAUGAAAAUUUUGGGGUUCUUUGCCCUAAUUUCUUUGAGCAAGAACGCAGUGAAUGGUUACAUCUUACCAUGGAUCCAGCUGAAAGAGCCAGUGUUUGUAGCUGUUCUCAGAGCUCAAUCAUGAAUCAUUGUGGAACUGUUUUUUCUGCAGAUACUACAAAGGAGAGCUGACAUUUUCUGAAACGGAUCCUGAAGAAACUAAGGAAAUGAAGGAAGCUCGAGUCAAGGUCACUGAGGCUGCAGAGAAGGUAAGGCUCAGUUGAAUGGCAAAGACUUAACCCUCCUUCCCCCACACACAAAAAUGGAGAGAAGAAAAAUGGGAAAGUCUUUAUUGGGCUGCUUAAUUAAUCUCAGUCUGUUAAUAUCCUCUUGCCAGGUUUCAUUGCUUGAGGAAACUGUGAAGCCCAGGGAAGACCUCCCUCCUCUUCUCCUUCAUCUUCAUGAGCGGCGACCAGAGAGGCUCCACUACCUCAGUGUAUCAUUUGGACUAACCUGGGAGCUAUUUCGCUUCUGGAGAAAACAUAAGUUUGCCCCCUUCUACAUCAGCCAAGUUCCAGUUACUGCCCUCCCCCAGUGGGUACAUUCUUCAGGGAAAUGCUUAAUCUCUCUACCCCUUUAUCUCCUAACUAGGCUUCGUCUAUCUUUUCGGUAGAAUGCCGAGACAGGUGAGCACACUUGCAUGAUUGUAAAGCCGCUGAACAACGACGACAUAGAUGAUGGCGAUAACAGUGAAUAUGGCUUUAUGCUUCCAUUCUACCAAGGUGAUCUCCUGAUGGAGCCUGCUCAUCUCAGCAAUGCCCACCACGAAAAAGCAUUUCUAGUCUUUAAUCAUAGCUUGAUACUUGCUCUGCCCUCAGAUUUCAAGCAGAGAUUUACCCGUCUGUUGCGUUAUAGCUUUCGCUUGAUGGAUUACAAGCUUGUGAUGGGGUUGGUCUCCCGGCCUCACUCUGUUCCAAUUCCAUCUUCUUCUAGCUAUCUCUUUCUUCCCUUUUUUUUUUUUAACUAUGAUGCUCUUGUGGCAGCGUCUUAGCCCCAAAGAUUUCCUUCAAGGAGGAGGAGGAAUCUGUCUCUUCUCUAUCAGAUGUGGCCAUGAGGUCUCUCAGAGGCCUCUUGUCGGCACAGGAUAUGAAACGGCUGCAAGUUUACAGCUCCAACAACUUUUCAGAUCAUCAUCUGGUAUGAUACGCUUGCUGUCUUCACAUUCAUGUUCUUGUAGCUCUUCUUCAACGGCCCUCCAUCCCACUUCUGGCAAAAAGAUGACCUUUGGUCAACCCCGGUUCAUGCUUUUGGGCUUACUUUUAGUAAGCCCUGUUAUGCCAAGAAAUCACGUUGACCUUCUCUGGGUAGUAAGAAAUCACUCCAACUUUAUCUGGGCUUUGCCAUAAUAAGCACGUUGACCUUGUCUGACCUUGUCUGGAAACUUCCAAAGUGCGUGUUUAGGAUUGAAAUAGAUGACCGUUUGCGUACAACCUGGUCAACGAAGAUCACGAUUUCAUGUCCGAAACUUACCGAUUGUGUGAGCAGUUGUAACAUGGGCGGCGGUUUUAUACUGCAGAUACUGGAUCUUGUUCCGAUCCUCACUUAUGAGUACUUCUUGGAGAAGCUUCCUGUAUCCCUAUCCGCCGUCCAGGCCUCCAUUCUACUGUGCUUGGGCUUGCAGAACCAGGACAUCAAUUACGUUCAGGUAAUUCUUUUAUCAGAGAGGAUCUCUUAACGGAGUUCAAGAGUCAACGGUUGUUCUUGAGUUUUUUUUUUAGCUGUCGACCUUUGGAAGUAAGUUCUGAGGUUGACUGAGCAAUGCAAAGCUCAAAAGUCAGCUCCAGCAAGAAGAACCCCAUAUUGCUUAUUUUGGAAAUAGGGUCCUGGUCGGAUGGGUUGACUUUAGACGUGCUGACACCCCCUGCUUGCACAGAGGGAGAUGAAGCUGGAAAAGUCUCAGAUAUUUCAUCUGUUCAAGAAGGCGCUCAAGAAGUUCUUCAAGUUCCUUUAUGAGGUCGCCAGCAAGGACAUGGACGCGAAGCUCCCUCGUCCAAAGGAGGUGAUCAUCUCUCUCUCUCUCUCCCUCUCUCUCUCUCUCUCUCUCUCCUUCUUCUGACUACAUCACCUCGUGCUUUUAUUGGCCGAAGAUCGUGAUGACUCCUCACAGCACAUCGGUGAACGAAGAUCUCGAAGAAGGAGCCAGGGAAGCGAUGGUGGGUGACCCUACGAAGCUCUGCUUCUAUUUAUGUGAAUAUACCCAGAUCGGCUCUCUGAGAGCCGAGCUUACUGAUGGCGUUGCUUUGCUUUCAGAAGAAGCUCAAGGCCAAGGAUCAUCGACUUGGGGAAGAAGACGAUGACGGCGCAGGCGAUGGCUUAGAGAGCAAUUCUCUGCAUAUUGGGGCUGCUAAGAUUCCGCCAAGUGGCAUCAUCAGCGUGAGGUCAACCAGACCCAAGGCGGAGAAGAAUGGGACGACUGAGGAGGUCAACGCCAGUAGGAAGAAGAAGGGGAAAGGAGACAGCAAGCAUAAGGGAGACAAGAAGAGGAAGAGAAAUCCCUGA
Spirodela intermedia is the source of this 13810-nucleotide messenger RNA. The record is from the annotation of a GenBank genome assembly. NCBI's taxonomy places the organism in Eukaryota, Viridiplantae, Streptophyta, Magnoliopsida, Alismatales, Araceae.